AGAUGCAUUCAGUUCUGUUAUAAAAUAAUAAUCACAUGACAUAUUGGGGGUUUUCAUGAGAGAAACAGGAGUUUAUAUGUCUACUCCACCGAGAACAAGCGGAGUUGGUGCACUUGGCUACUUCAUCCCGACUCUUUCGUGGUGCGCAACCCCCGCCAACCCCACCGCAUUGACAAAGACGGAUCCAAUGCGCGGUAGGCUACAGCGGGAAGAUAGGACAACAAACGGAUUAUAUUUCCACGAGGAGGAAAAGAAAGCGAUUAAAAAAGAAAUUAUUCUACUUUAAAGGUCUCCUCUGCAGCCUCUGCUCUGUCCUGACUGAGAGAGCCACUGGUGUGUUGCCCACUUUCCCACUGCAUCAUGGGUAACUUCUCCAGCAAGGAUGGCCAUGGACCCACAGGGCCCAACUUGGAUUUGUUCCAAACCCCUCCUACUUCUCCAGUGACCACCACCCUGCCUGGUCUCACUCCGAUCACACCCUCUAUACCAGGCCAGCUGGCGGUCCCAGCACCAGUCACAGCCCUAGCCCUAGCCCCAGCUCCAGGCCCAACACCAGUCACAGCCCCAGCCUUAGCUCCAGCCCUAAGUGGGAAGAGACCCCUGCCCAUCAGCCCAGGCUACUCUGUGAUUGGUCCUGGGUUUAUCUCCCUGCAAGGAAGGACAGGAAGUAAUGCAGCAGUGCCUGAAGGGUGGGUUGUGAUGGGGCGUAAUGGAGGCCCCACCAGGUCUAGUCCCAGGAUCCCUGUACCCCAGGGGAAGAGCUCAACGAUGAGCCCCACCAAGAGUCCUUCAUCCCUGGGUAGCUCCCUGUCCUCGGCCAGCCCGGUUAGCCUGGUCAGCCCCUCGGGGCAGAGCGGGAAGGAGAAGGACAGUGGGCUGAGCCUGACUACACUGGAGCACCAUGGGGCUACAGACAACCAGGGUGAGAUUGAGAGACUGGUGGAGGAGUGUAGGACAGCACUGGGUCUCAGUCCCAGUCAGUAUGCAACACUGAACAGCACGGAUGUGUUGAAGCAUCUGCUAGUGGAGCGUCAGGAGUUGACCGCUGAGGUCCAGAGUCUACAGGAGACCAUGCAGACGGAGCGAGUGGAGUGGCAGCAGUUCCAGUCUGACCUGCAGGUGGCGGUAGCAGUGGCCGACCGGUUGAGGGCCGAGGCCGAGGAGGAGCUGAACACGCUCAGAGCUGCUCAGAUGGAUACAGAGCGGGAGCUGGUGGCUGCCCAGCAGAGACAGAAAGAGACUGAUGGGCAGCUGGUCAGCCUGAGAGGAGAGCUGAGGGAGAGCAGGCAGAGACUGGUCCACCUCACCCAGAACCAGGGACCAGGACAGGCCCAGGCUCAAGCCAAGACCCAGGGCAUGGAUAUGGCUACUGGGGAGACCAGCACUCCUGAGCCCCAGGAGGGGACACACCGGGGAAGGGAGAGGGGGAUCAGCAGGUUGGGCCGAGGAGUAGGAAGAGGAGAUGACGAGAUGGAGAAGAGGAAACAGGAAGAAAGGAAUAAGAAUGUAGGUGUGGAAGAGGCUCGAACUGACACUAAGGGCGUGGCCAACAGGUACUUGAGGAACGUGACCAAUGAGGAGAGGAGUGGAGAGGAAGGGUGUAGCAUGAGGGAGACGUGGAGGAUAGUCACACAGGAGAGGGCAAGAAGCCUUUCCAGACUAACCGCAUCUUCAGACUCCCCUGCUGUAAUGAAUGGAACAUCCCAGUCCAAUACUGCCAUAAUAACUGGAUCUACAAACAAAAACCAAAGCCAAACCAGAGGAAGAAAAGGGCUGGAAAGGCAAGAUAGCUGGUCCAGCACUCACACAGGGAAACAGGAGGGGGCAUUGAACCAGUACAACUCCACCCUGACAGAACUGCCCCCUAACAAGACCUCUAAGACCAGGUCUCAGGAUGGCUUCAAUCUGCUGCUACGCCGCCAUGGAGGCUCCAAGAGGAACUCUCUUCUGCGCUGGUGUCAGAGCCGCACUCAGGGCUACAAGAAUAUUGACAUCACUAACUUCAGCAGUAGCUGGGCGGAUGGUCUGGCCUUCUGUGCUGUGUACCACAGCUACCUCCCCUCACACAUCCCCUACUGCACCCUAAGCCCUGACAAAAAGAGCGAGAACCUCAGCCUGGCAUUUAAGACGGGAGAGAAUGUUGGAAUCACAACAUCACUGACCAUGGAGGAGAUGCUGAGGGCCGGAGGACCAGACUGGCAAAGGGUUCUGGGAUACGUGGAGUGCAUGUACCGUCACUUUGAGAUGUAACGCCAAGGACUGUGUGUUUGAGGGAAGCCUCGGCGGGAGGUACAGUUCACUGCUACUGGUGGAAGGAUGGGGAAUGUGAGGGUCACUCCUCUACUAGCUGAGAUGGCCAUUGAUUGCCAUGUAGAGAAUUGUAGGCUUUGUUGGCACAACAGAGCCCCCUUCCGGUUAGGAGUGCAGGUGCAGGUUGUGUUGCUGUAAACGUCUCUACACUGGGACCCCAUCAGACAGUUACUUGUGUCACCUAUCUUAUCAUACCAAACCAUUGCUUGACUCUUAAACUUUUUCUCAGCAGUGCCAUCUAAAGCUGCUAAUCUGUGUCCAGUGCCUUUAGUACCACAGUCUUCCAUUAUAAACAUGUUCAUGUUUUCUAUCCGUUUUAGCACUCUGUAAAUAUGCACUUUUAUAAGCACUUUGAUGAUUGUAAUUUAAAGAAGGAAGGAGGAAAAAGGAGUGUAUGGAUGCAGUCUCCCUGUCUAGCAAUCCAUUGAUUCUUAUAUGUAACUAAAAUGUGAAUACUGACUAUGUUGCCAAAGAUGCAGAAUAAAUAAAAUGGUCAAUAUAAAGC
Molecule: messenger RNA, 2815 nt
Organism: Coregonus clupeaformis (lake whitefish)
Lineage: Eukaryota; Metazoa; Chordata; Actinopteri; Salmoniformes; Salmonidae
Product: cytospin-A
Exons: 11
Coding region: 361-2250 (629 amino acids)
Molecular function (GO): protein binding
Source: RefSeq, a predicted model, not a curated record